ACGCAAUACUGUGCCGGUCGCUGCUCGAGUGGUAGGCGUACGUCUGUCGUCUCACUUGUACGCGAUCAGCUGAGCUAGGAAGAAAGUUAGAUUAGACAUGGCGCGAAUACCGGUAUCAGAAGUCCGUCGGUUUUGUAUAGAUUGUAUGACAGCUGUUGGUACUCCUCAAGCUCAAGCUGUCUCGCUAGCAGAGGUUCUUGUUGAAGCUGACCACAGAGGACAUUUCAGUCAUGGAAUUAACCGACUUGAGAUGUAUGUACGAGAUGUGCAGACAAAGACUACUGAUGGAUCUGCGGUACCCAAAGUCCUCCAGGAGUCCGCAGCUACAGCCUGGGUUGAUGGGAACAAUGCCUUGGGUCCUGUUGUGGGUAAUUUCUGCAUGGACAUUGCCAUCAAGAAGGCAAGAGAUUGUGGCGUAGGUUGGGUUGUCGCCAAAGGAUCAAAUCACUAUGGAAUUGCUGGUUGGUACAGUAUGAAAGCGUUGAAUCACAAUAUGUUAGGUAUGUCUUUUACCAACACAUCCCCUCUCAUGAGCCCUACCAGGAGUAAAGAGUCCGCACUUGGUACGAAUCCGUUAUCUCUGGCUGCUCCCGCUAAGGAUGGAGACAGUUUUGUUCUGGACAUGGCCACUACUGCAGUUGCUGUUGGAAAAAUUGAGGUACAAAGAAGGAAAAAUGAGCCAAUACCUGUGGGCUGGGCUCAAGGACCGGAUGGGAGACCUACAACUGAUGCAGACCUUGCCUUCAAAACCAGCGCUCUGAUGCCUUUAGGUGGGGAAGAGAGGACUUCGGGAUACAAAGGCUAUGGACUGGCACUGCUGGUCGAGACGUUUUGUGGAAUUUUAGCAGGCAGUGAUUUUGGGCCCAAUAUUCGGAAGUGGAUGGACGGCACGAGACCAGCUAACCUAGGGCAGUGCUUCGUAGCCAUCAAUCCUGCCUGUUUUGCUCCAGGCUUUGAGCAACGAAUGUCAGAUAUGAAUAAUAUCCUUCGACAUUUGGAACCUGCUGACCCUGAAAAACCAGUGCUCGUACCAGGAGACCCUGAACGCAAGAACAUUGAAAAAGUUAACAAUGAAGGUGGUGUUCUUUACCAUGAAAAUCAGCUUAAAGCUUCUGCGGAACUGGCAGCAAAACUGAAUGUUAAUCCUAUGAAAACAUUAUAACUUAUUAUUAAAUAUCUACAUUAAUCUACAAAAUGAUGGACCAAAUUAUAUCAUUGUUAUAUUAUUCUAGGUGGUUUCCUUCAACACUGUUAUGUGUUGAAAACUGUGAACCCUAAUCUGGUUUAAUAAAUUAACAGAAUUAUUGUUCAUCGUGUGUCAACUAAUAGAUAUUGUAGUGAAAGGGAUUACAUUAUUCAACGCAAUUAAUAAACAAAAGAAAUUAUUUAAAAUAACAUUGGGGAUUUUUCUGUCUUAUAACUACAAAAAUAAGUAUAAAUUGUCACAAAACUCAGUAUGGGUUUAUUAUUAUUAACUUCCCAAUUUAUAUGUUACAAAUCAGGUUUAAACCCAAUUUCUGAAACUUAAUCUAUUAUAUAUAAUUAUAUUUCAAUUGAUGCUAUUUCAAUAUUGUUUGUGAGGAUUUCAAUACAUACGCUUAUGUAUAGCUUAGAACAUUUAUAUUGAACCACUAAGAAUAUUUUUUUGCAUUUGUUAUAGAACCUUGAUCAAUUCUGUAAAAACUGCACAAAUGAUUUACUUUUAUAUAGUAUGAAAUUAAUAAAUUAUUAUUGGAAA
Messenger RNA from Homalodisca vitripennis (glassy-winged sharpshooter), 1738 nucleotides. RefSeq lists its product as uncharacterized. Gene Ontology annotation, molecular function: oxidoreductase activity. The record is from RefSeq and is a predicted model, not a curated record. The coding region runs from base 98 to 1162 and encodes 354 amino acids. The transcript is spliced from 9 exons. NCBI's taxonomy places the organism in Eukaryota, Metazoa, Arthropoda, Insecta, Hemiptera, Cicadellidae.